Molecule: messenger RNA, 1347 nt
Organism: Chaetomium strumarium
Lineage: Eukaryota; Fungi; Ascomycota; Sordariomycetes; Sordariales; Chaetomiaceae
Exons: 1
Coding region: 306-1109 (267 amino acids)
Source: RefSeq, a predicted model, not a curated record
ACAAACUCUACUAUCGGCUUCCGUAUAGCAGCCAUCAGCCUAUUUUCUACGGUCUAUGAUGUCAUAGUUUGCUUCCCUCGUAUUCCUACCUAGGUAUAAAUCCCUCUGUCUUUCAUGCCCCAUAUAGAGGGAAACUUGCAGCCUAAUCACACUUUGCCCACCGCUCUUAGAAUCUUUCCAAUGUAACAGACAACCGUUGAGAUCCUUCUGAGGAGUUAAUUCUUUUGGGCCCAUCCCCCUACAUGCGACGAUAACACUUCGAUUGCUGUGUCCUCUUUCGCAACUAUUCUCCUACUCGCGCAACAAUGGUCUUUAUUCCGCCAAGAAGGAAAAUUCGUCGUCUAGAGGCGUAUCUUCUUGAAGAUCUGUCGCAAGAAGAGCUCCGUGGAGUCAAGCGCGCAUUCGAGCUCGGCGCCUGCUCACGUUUCAAUCCUCUGCUGGAACUGAACAUCCAGAAAGCACCAGAAGAAUACCUCAACCAACCGCACUCAUACAUCCGCAUCAAGGAGACGGAAGCCGGGCGUCAAGGUCCAUUCGUCUUGAUCGACAAGCAAGCCGUCUCCAAGGGCGCGGUGUGGUACAUCGCCAAAUUUGCCACUGAAGACGACCUCGAGUACGGGCAAGCGGAGAGCACGUCCGUCCUGUGGAAGAUCCUGGUCAAGAUCGACUGCCUGCCUCUCACGUGGAUCAACUACGAUAUUGGGAACACGUCCAUUGUGGAGGACCUGGGUAACUGCGGCGUCGAUUACCCAGUGAAAGAGGACUUCGCGCAGCCCGAGGUGUACUGCUGCGGGGGGUUGGAUAUGGUGAAACAGCAGUAUCAUCAGCCAGUUUGGGUCACUGCGGUCCCCGGCGAGUUUGAGGAGAGUACUGGCGACGAGCUGAGGAAGAAUUUCUUGCCGCGGCCGGAGAAGUUGGCUCGGCUGAAGGAGGGUGUCGCUGAGGAUGCAGGCCUGGUCAACCAAUGGACGAUUCCCACCAAAGCUCGGUCUGUCACGAUGCCAGAUGGGAGUGUCAAAGAAUUUCCGGAGGGCAGCGUUGUCUUGCAGCUCUUAUGGAAUCCGGACUUUCCCUGGCCGGAGUACAAAUGGCCGGAAGGGUCAAGAUGAUGGUGUGAUCCGCUUAGUACCCUCGGUCUCCUUGCUGCCGCGGAGAAGAUGCGCACCGUCGAGUCCCAGGCAUUGUUACCCCAGAUCUUGAUAUACAGAGCCGCCGCAGAAACUACGUUAUCCAUCCAUACAUAUGGUGAAAGCUGGUACUUGAUGUUUGAUAACAGGUUCGAAAAGAUGAAACAGCGAAACCCAAGGCCUCCAGUGCCGCUGGACGCUCCGACUCUUCCAACUCGAC